Messenger RNA from Oncorhynchus masou masou (cherry salmon), 2881 nucleotides. Its product is annotated as transcription factor 7-like 1-B. The transcript has 12 exons. NCBI's taxonomy places the organism in Eukaryota, Metazoa, Chordata, Actinopteri, Salmoniformes, Salmonidae. Gene Ontology annotation, cellular component: beta-catenin-TCF complex; chromatin. The record is from RefSeq and is a predicted model, not a curated record. The coding region runs from base 733 to 2472 and encodes 579 amino acids. Gene Ontology annotation, biological process: regulation of transcription by RNA polymerase II; canonical Wnt signaling pathway; generation of neurons. Gene Ontology annotation, molecular function: RNA polymerase II cis-regulatory region sequence-specific DNA binding; DNA-binding transcription factor activity, RNA polymerase II-specific.
CCACUUGAACAACCAAGUCGUUUUUGAGCGCAUUCCCCGUCAGCAAAUGUGGAGGGAAAGACCACGGUCGAACUACCCGAAAAUAUCGAUUUUGCACCGGAUAUAAUUUCAGUUCGUGUUUUGAACAUACGAAGGUUAGUUAUAACAAGGUAAACUUCCUCGAACUAAAUAUAGUUUUGGUCGAAACUAUAUUUACUAACGAGAGAGUGACCUGAGAAAGAAAGCAGUAGAUGUGGUUCGAGUUCCAUGCUUAUAAUAAGACAUAUUUUGUCUGUCGAAUUGUAACUCACGUAUGGAUGGAUUUUAGGAGGUGAAAUUGGACGUCAGUCUUCAAUUUCAAUUGGUUCGUACCCAGUUUGUUUGCCUGUGUGCGUUUCAGGAAGAAUAUCGAAGUUGCAUUCUUCAGCACCCAUACAGAGGGAGAGUGGCUACAGGUAACCGACUGGGAAGAGUGAAGAAGAUACUUUGCGAAAUUGUUUUAUCCGGAUAUUGACGCCGAAAUUAAAACAGUUGUAUUUGGUGGAUUAUUGGAGCUCAUCAACAUGGAAAAGUGGGAGAUUCAGUAUAUCAAAAUGGAGAUGUGAAAACGUGGCAUUUGUUUUCACACUGUCAGUGUUGUUUAUACUACUGCGCAAACUGGACUUUUCUUCUUUGCAAAUUGACUAUUUCGGAUUGUUGGAGCGAUCGCGCCUUCUUGCCAACUUUAUCAGGGAGAAACUUUUUAUCCACAAAAUGCCACAACUUAACGGGGGCGGCGGCGAUGAUUUAGGGGCGAAUGAUGAAAUGAUAUCAUUCAAAGAUGAAGGGGAGCAAGAGGAAAAAAUAUCCGAAAAUGUAUCAGCCGAGAGGGAUUUGGAUGAUCUGAAGUCUUCUUUAGUAAACGAAUCGGAAAACAACAGUAGCUCAUCAGACUCCGAGCAAGCAGAGAGGCGCCCUCAACCAAGACCAGACUUAGACAGUUACGAGAAAACCAGGGAUUACUUUAGUGAAGCAUUCAGAAGACAGCAAGAUGGUGGCUUUUUCAAGAGUCCCCAUUAUCCUGGGUACCCGAUUUUCAUGAUCCCAGAUCUUACCAACCCCUACCUAUCCAAUGGGGCCCUGUCCCCUAGCGCAAGAACGUACCUGCAGAUGAAAUGGCCUCUACUGGAUGUCCCUGGAGCUGCUGGACUCAAAGACUCCCGCUCCCCCCCCCCAGGACACCUAUCCAACAAGGUCCCAGUGGUGCAGCAUGCUCACCACGUCCACCCGCUGACACCCCUCAUCACCUACAGCAAUGAACACUUCUCCCCCGGAACCCCUCCCUCACACCUCUCCCCGGAGAUCCUUGACCCAAAGACCGGCAUUCCUCGGACUCCCCAUCCAUCAGAGCUCUCUCCGUACUACCCCCUGUCUCCAGGUGCUGUGGGACAGAUCCCUCACCCUCUGGGAUGGCUGGUGCCACAGCAGGGCCAGCACAUGUACUCUAUCCCCCCGGGGGGGUUCCGGCACCCCUAUCCCACCCUCGCAAUGAAUGCAUCUAUGUCCAGCUUGGUGUCCAGCCGUUUCUCCCCCCACAUGAUGCCCCACCACCCCCACGGCAUGCACCAGACUGGUAUCCCUCAUCCUGCUAUCGUAUCACCAGCCAUCAAGCAGGAACCAAACACUCAUGACCACAUGAGCCCCUCUAUGCAUUCCAGAAAGUCUCCCGGCCCGGUGAAGAAGGAGGAGGACAAAAAGCCCCACAUCAAGAAGCCUCUGAAUGCCUUCAUGCUGUACAUGAAGGAGAUGAGGGCCAAGGUGGUGGCUGAGUGCACCCUGAAGGAGAGCGCUGCCAUCAACCAAAUACUGGGCCGAAGGUGGCACUCACUAUCGAGAGAAGAGCAAGCCAAAUACUAUGAGCUGGCAAGGAAAGAGAGGCAACUCCACUCCCAACUCUACCCAGGCUGGUCAGCACGAGAUAACUAUGGAAAGCGGAAAAAGAGGAAGAGAGAUAAUAAGCCAGACUCAACACCGGAGGACUUCUCAAUCAGUAACAAGAAGCAGUGCGUACAAUACCUGCCCUCAGAGAAAAUGUGUGACAGCCCUGCCUCGUCUCACGGCAGCAUGCUGGAUUCUCCAGCCACACCCUCUGCAGCUCUGGCCUCCCCGGCAGCUCCCGCCGCCACACACUCAGAGCAGGCCCAGCCCUUGUCCCUCACCACCAAACCAGAAGGACGCCUGCACCACCAUUUUCUAACUGGCAAACCCUCUGGAUCUGCUUCAUCUUCGUCAUCUUCAUCCUCUUCCUCCUCCUCUUCCCACCCAAGCAUCUCCAUCCCUAUUGGUACUUCAGGCAGCCACUCCACACCCAUUCUCCCUCGGCCAAUCCCCUUCAGCUCCCUGCACCACUCAAUGCUCUCACCGCCCUCUCCUUUCCAUCAAGCGGCCCUACAUUCCCAUCAUGCCCUCUUCCAGUCACAGCCCCUCUCCUUGGUAACCAAAUCGUCUGACUAAAUCUACAAAAGCAAUUAUUUUUUUUCUCUUUUAUUGUGCUGUAUAUUGCUUUUACUUUUCAAAAAAUAGAUAUUAGAACUUUUUUUUAAAUGAUGAAAAGGAAUAAAUAUUAUUGGUCAAUAUUUGAUCCCAUCCUUUUCUACUCCUCUCCAUUGAAACAAAAUGUAUUUUUUGUAAAGUUUACUGCAGAACAGGUUUCUUUUUUUGAUGCAUUUAUCCAAUAAACUACUUGUAUGAAAGAAAAUUAAGAAAAGGAACAAAAAACACCCUCUCCUUUUAGCCAAAACAUUCUUAAUGUUAGUAUUGAAGUUUGAUUUAUAGUUCUGGACAAUAAUUUCAGUCCUUGCAAAUGCCCCUUUUAAAUUCCCAAGAGUGUGACUUUCUUUUGACAUGUUAAAUAAACCUUUGA